GGGGAGUCGGCUCAUUGCCAUCCAAAUGAAUAAUAAAAAAGAAGAUCCAAUGCAGCUUUUGCUGAAGAGUAUAGCUAAGCAGGUGCUGAUGAUGGAAGUGUUAUCCUGUCUGUCCCAUGUUCUGGACACAUACCACCACAGCAGACCACUUCAACCAUUGUGGGACCACCUGAAGAUCAAAUAUUCUGAAACUAUGAGGUCUCCACUCUUCCCUGUAGUUCUUACUGUGUCUUGCUACAUUAUCUUUUGCAUCCCCUACCUGAUCUUCAACAUCAUGGGCAGAAGGUGGCCCUUUAUUCACAAGUAUAAGAUCCAGCAAGACAGGAAUCCAACUGGACCAAUGAUUUUCCAUUGCCUUGGAAUGACUCUGUACAACCACCUGUUCUUAAUUUUCCCAGCUGCUGUUGCCCAGUGGUAUUGGAGACCUCCAUGUCCUCUGCCAGAAGAGGCUCCAAGCAUUUUGGAUAUUGCAUUUGGUGUGAUGGGAAGCCUUCUACUUUUUGAUUUUCAGUACUUCAUUUGGCACAUGAUCCACCACAGAAAUCGAUGGUUAUAUAAGACAUUCCAUGCAAUUCAUCAUGAAUAUAUGGCACCAUUUGCCUUAGCUACACAGUGUCUUGGUGGUUGGGAACUGGUGACUGUUGGAUUCUGGACCACAUUAAAUCCUAUUAUCUUUAGAUGUCACCUUCUUACAACAUGGAUAUUCAUGGUAUUCCAUGUAUAUGUAUCUGUGGAGGAUCACUGCGGGUAUGAUUUUCCUUGGUCCACAUCACAUCUAAUGCCACUUGGUAUCUACGGAGGGCCAUUAAAACAUGAUGUGCACCAUCAGAAACCUAUGAGCAACUAUGCUCCUCACUUCACACACUGGGACAAAAUCUUUGGCACUCAUGCAGACUUUGCCUCUGUCAAGGGCAUACUGGAGCUUGACACCCCAAACAAAACCUGCUGUGCCAGCAAAGAAGAGGACAGUCUAUAUGAUGAAAGUGUCCCUCCAACAGACAGAGUUGCUGAAGAAAGGAACUUAUAAAGUACUUAACCAGCUGAAAUUGUUGCACAUCUCCCUAUUUUACUACUGUGCCCAUUGUUACAUUUUCAAAGAAUAUUGGUCCUAAGUCACCCUUACAAUGUAAAACAGAGAAGAUGUUAUAUUUUCUCCCAUAUCAUGAUUUAUGGUAAAAUACAUGUAUGAUAUGACAAAACCCAGAAGUGCCCCAUAUGUAUCUAUGGUAAGACACAUAAUGAGUUUGCUCAGUGACCCUUAUAUGUGAGAAGAUGUUGGCAGAGGUACCACUAAACAGAAUUAUGUUUAUGUUUCAGGUAUGGACAUGUAGUAUAUGCAGCAUAAUUGAUGAUACUACAAACAUUUCCUAGGUAUCCUUACACAAUUAAAUAGGGGUCUAAUAAUCACAUUUUUCAUCCAAGAGUCAGACAACUUUCAUCAAUGAUUUGCUUUUUAUUUUAUUUUUAUUCAAUUUAAUCUUCUGUAAAAAAAAUGAAGGAAUCUUAGGUGGACAGAUGAACCUUGUAUGAAAAUAUUCAUAAAUAGGCCAUAUAAUCUAAAUAACAAUAUAUACAUUUUAAAGGUGCUAAUCACAGGUGCCAACUAUCAAAAACAUUUUGAUGAAUAGAAAUGUGCUCUGUCACAUCACCCUAGUAACAAUGGCACUAUCCUUCAAUACAUAUGUGAUUUUUGCUAGACCAACCAACCAUGCUACCCAACAAGCAACUUGCAGUGUGGAUGGAAACUAAUAUCAGAAAAGCGUACCUACAUUGUAGUGCCGUUAAAAGAAUUUAAUACUAAAAGGUAAUAAAUGUGAUAGCGUGCAUUACCUUUUACGUGUAUAUAGGCUUAUAGAUGUAGUCAUGUGAGAAAAGCAGUGUGUACAAAAUCUAGAUGUACAAGAAAACCUCCUUUACUGCUUCUGCAAAUAUAUUGUUAUUAUUAUGACUAACUGCAAAAGUCUUUCUAGCACUGUGUGUUCUCUUUUAUUUCAAAUUAUACCUGCAACAGGUUAUUGGGACUCAUCUGCAGCUUUCCCACUUUGUCGUCUGUGGCACAUGUUAAGUCAAUAAAUUGGGAUAUUCCACCAAUAAAUGUGACAUAAACCUGCA
Messenger RNA from Rana temporaria (common frog), 2112 nucleotides. Its product is annotated as cholesterol 25-hydroxylase-like protein 1, member 2. The record is from RefSeq and is a predicted model, not a curated record. Gene Ontology annotation, molecular function: C-4 methylsterol oxidase activity; steroid hydroxylase activity; iron ion binding. NCBI's taxonomy places the organism in Eukaryota, Metazoa, Chordata, Amphibia, Anura, Ranidae. Gene Ontology annotation, biological process: sterol biosynthetic process; cholesterol metabolic process.